CAGAUGUAAUUAUAUUGAGCUGUUUAUCGCGGCCAUUGUUAUUGAGAGCUCUAAGCAGCGCUUUAUUGGAUCCGCUCGACGCUGACUUCGGUAGUAAUAUGCAGGCGUCGCUUAUCAUUUGUUGUUGUGGGACCAACGCUGGAAAUCGACAUCACAAAAGCAAAAACAACAACAACAAGAGGACAGCUGCUGCUGACGACAAAACAAAAGUGGAUCGUCGAACAAAAGCCAGAUACAAUCAGCAAAUUAUUCGCUGCCAGACAUACUUAGAAGCUUAAAGUCAACAGUCGACACAGUUGCAGCCAAUCUGUGCAAUGAACUCGGCUUGAAUCGAAACUCACAAAAUCAGAAACAUCACAGAAAUAAAAAAGUAUAUGUAUGCCAAUAGCAACUGGUGUCGGUAACGAAUGUUUCACAAUGGCAGCAAUUCAGCAGCAGAAGCAACAGGAUUUGCAACAGCUGAUCGAGUUGCUGCCCAUCGAAGAGAAUCAAUUUAUACAGUCCUUUAUUGAAUGUCUUGAUGGAAUCGUCACUCCAGCUUAUUGGGAGCACCUGCAGGCGCUGAUUAUAGCCUCACCCUAUCCUACUCUGCAAAUACUGCAAAUUCUAUAUAAUCGGUCCAAAUUCCACUUCGGACGCAUCGUAAGCAACGCACUGAAUCAAAUGCUGGAUGAUGAUGACGCAUUGAACUCCAGUUCAGGAACGUCACGUUUCCUCAGCGUGUUAGCUAACUUUCCACAACAAAUAUUGGAGGUGGCAACCGUGCAGAAAAAAUUGAUAGAACGCCUUGAAAGUGACUCAUGGGUAAACAAUGAGCAUUUAAUGCUGGCUCUAUUAGCACGUCAAGAUUCACAAUUGCUGAAAACGAUUCUGUACAAGCAGCAACAGCAGCAAGAAAUCUUAUGCAGCAAUGCAGCUCCCACAAGGCAACUCGUACUCCAACUGGCACUCAGUCAACGGGAGCACUUUGUGCCACGCGUGUGUCAACAGCUGAAGAACUUUGAGUGCAUUCACGAUUGCACAUUGCGCAACAAUUUACUCAUAUUGCGACUGGCCAAUGAAUUUGCUAUCGGCACACAAACGCUAGACGAGCUGGCACAACUGGACCAAGUACUGGCUGUCUUUGAUAUUGCCGCCGUGCCCGCUGAUGUGCAACCCGUGCAGCAAUUCUUUUACGCUGAUUUUCAGCGGCUCGCCGUGCUGCUCAAGUUUCUGCAACAGCAGCAGGAGGGAAACGCCUGCAAGACCAUUAAAGUGGAUGCACUGCUGCGUGCACCAGGCAUGCUCUCCCUGAUCUAUGAGCAUGGCAUACAAUGUGAUAACGAGCAGGUGGUUCAACUGAUCGAGGACGCCUACAAGUGGCAGCAGCAAACACCAGCACUGAAAUGUGUGCGCGCCGAGGAGCUAGAAACUUGGAGCUACUACACAGCGUUGUGUCAUGUGUACAAUGUGAUAUUGGAACUGCAUGACUCGAGUAUUAGGGAGCAGCUUUUGUUGCUCUCUGCUCAGUUACGUCAACUGCGUGAACUGGGCACACUCUGCUCGCUCCUGCAGGAUAUUUUCCAGCUGGUGUUUCUACGCUGGGAGCAGCUGCAGAAUACAAAGGAAUGCGAUGGCGAUGACGAUGACGAUGAACAGUAUGUGGACGAUGAUGCGACACCUCCACGCCCAGCAAAUGUCCCAAGUGCUCAGAAACGUCGCUAUGGCUUCAUCUGCCGUGCACCGGUCCUCUAUGCUCUAUUUAGUUACCUGAAGAGCUUUGUCACCAAGAAGCUCCACACGCAGGACUUUAAAUAUGCCACAGAAGAGCAACAGCGUUGCUUUCAGCGCCUGGUGGAUGCCAUCAGUGAGGCGCUUUGGAAGUUCAGCGUUCUGCAGAAGAUCGAGCAAUCGCUGACAAAAGCAACAGCUUCUGCGUCAGGCUGCAACCUGGAACCGGAACAACUGCUGCAGCUCAUCCAAUUGCACAGUCAUGCGCGAGAGAAGGCCUCCAGCGAUGACGAGAGUCGCGAACGAUCCUAUCACGCCUCUAGUCUAACGCGCCGCAAAUCGCGCAGACAGCGCCGAGCGGUCAGCUUCAGUGGAGCGGCUGCCAGUAAAUCAGCUGAUGCACCAACACUGGAACAGUGUCGCGCGAGAGCACAGCAGUUAUUGCUCCACGGCAGUCGACGCAACAGGGAGCCACAACUGGCUGUUUCCCAGCCAACAGAUCGCUCCAUCAUACCCAAAAUGCUGAGCACGCCGGAGCAGUUGGCCAUCAUGGCGCUGGCGCUUAAAAACUUCAAUGAUGUCAAGUAUAUCAUAGAGACCUUUCACCUCGAACAAAGUCAACUGAGUCGCGAGCUGCAGUUCAUGGAGCAUCAGCAGCUCAUCAAACAAAAGCUGGCCAACAUCUAUGCAAACUAUGAGAAAUUGACUGGCGAGGCAAACGAUACCAAGAGCAGCAGCACCACUACCACCACAGUGGAGCAAAUCAAAAGCGUGGCCGCCAAGGGCUUCGAGUUAUCCAAAAUCAUCAGCGUCGUCGACAAUUUCGCGCAGUCACAGAAGCUGCAGCACAGCGCCGAGUUGAGGAGCCUAUUGCAGCGACACAGCGCAAAUGCCCAAAAUGGUUUCCUGCAGCAGUUCCAGGAGCGAAAUCUAAAUGCCUUAAUUGUCUGUGAUUUAAUUGUGAAUCUCAGCUUCAAUCGAGAGAUUACCUGCAAUUUGCUGCUGGUCAUACGCCGCCAGCAGCAGCAGCAGCAACAACAGCAACAACAACAGCAAUCCGCGGGCGAUAGUUCUAAUGAUGGACGACCUCGCGAAAUUGGCGCCAUGUACCUCAUGGAGAAUCUCUGCGAGUGUAUGCGUUUGCUGGAGCGCGCUGGCCGCCAACCGGCACUAAAUGCGCUGCUCUGCCGGCACAGUUAUGCUUUGAGGCCAGCGCCACUAGCCCUGCAGUUGCAGCGAGAGGCGGCCUUUACAACUCUUUACCAGAAGGCCUCGAUGGAUUAUGCGCAUUCACGGGAGCUACGUGGCCACGCGUCCCUUUUUCAACAGUUCAAAUCGCGGUACAAUUACUACACCCGCUUCUGUGGCUAUAUGCAACAGCUGGCACGUCUGCUGCAGCUACGGGAUCCGAAUUUGGAGUAUCACAACACGCAGCUGUUGCGUCACGAUCCCUACCAGGUUAUUGGUGAGCUAAUCUACGAUUGCAACAUCACACCGCUGGAGAUUGAGGGCAAUGUGGCUGCUCUACAUCUGAAUCUGGUGCAUGUUAUAGCACUCAAUAUUUGUCCGCAGCUCGCAGAACGGACAGUAAAGCAAUCGCCACGUUCGGUGCCGGUCCAGAAGCAGGAAUCAAUUCAUAACUACAUUGCGCAACACAAUCAGCUGCUGGCUCAAUUGCUGCAGGCAAUUCAACUGGGCGAUCUUCCACCGACUGACAUUUCCGAGACGGGCUUGAACUUUAGCUGUCUGCGCCAAUUGAUGCAGCUGCCUGAAAUGGCGACACUUGCGCUUAUGCAUGAGAAAAAUGCAGUAAUGGCUGCACUACAUGCCUACAAACUGGACAGUGCGAACCUGGAGCGGUUGGAUCUCAGCAAGGAACUGCAAUUUCGUAUUCUUCUUCUGGGCAUUGGUGGACAGGGAGAAUCUACUACUCAACUCAAGACUCGAAUCGAUCGUUUAAUUAGCGAGCUAAUUGCAGAGGAUCCGAAGCAUAUACAACUGGCUUCCCAUAUGAACGAUUUGGGCACUCGGGCGCAACUGUUGCAGCAACACUUUACCAAAAUAUCCAGCAGUCAGUUGGCCAAAGAGCUCAUAGAGCGAACACUGCAGCAUCGAGGUGCGGAGAUUGCCAUUCCACAGCUGCUGCGAAGCCAAUUGGAGCACACUCUCUCGGACAUUACGAUUUAUGCGAGAGUCUCGGCGCUGUUGCAGUUCGAGAGCUGGCCACAGGCCUAUGAUUUCGGCCGGCAGACGCCGAAUGUGAUCUUCGAGAAGCUGCUGCAAGGUAGACACUAUGAGCUGUGCCACGAAUGGUGCCGCAUGGUGCAGCUAACGGAUUCGGCUGGGCAGCAACGUGUCUGUCUGCUUACCCUCUUAGAUGCGCUGCUGGAGUUGCGCGACGAGGAUGAAUUGGAUCCGCACUUGUUGCACAUUGCCGAGCUAUUUCCAGCUAAGGUGCUGGUCAAUUUUCUGGACACGCACAAGGAUAAGAUGCGUUCUCUGGCGCUGCUACAAUGGCUGGUUGACUAUUUGGAGCGGCAUGCACGCAAUGCGCGACCCUAUCUCAAUUAUCAACUGUCACUGGAGCUGCUGCGACAGCUGCCCAGCGCUCAGCGUGAACAUUUCUGGGCACUCCUGCACUAUCCCUUACUGAUUAUAGAGCAAUUGGUGAUGAAUACGCGCUUUGAGCUGCUCACCAAGCUGCUGGAGCCGGCACGUGCCAAGCUGCAGCAACGAAUCCCGUUGGGUCCCUGUGGCUAUUGUUUUGAGAAGCGUGGUCACGCCUACGAUGUUCACAGCAGCAGCAGCAGCACCGAUAAAGGCACCGGCAAGCUGAAAUUUCAAUUGGGUCAUAGCAACACGGAGGCAUUUAUUUUGCUGAACUUUAACUCGUACCAGCAGGACCAUGUGAUCAGCAAUGACUGCCUGGAUUUGCUGCUGCGCAUCUAUGCCAGCAAUGCAUUGGACUAUCAAAUUGCCAAUGUACGCACUGGACUAGCUCCAGAGCCGGGUUCCUUGGGUACAGAUGUGCAGAACUCAUUGGAUUCGCUGUGCGGCGCCUUUCAGAUGCCCAAGCAGGCGCCAUCGCGUGAACAGUGGACACCCGACGAGGAGGCCACCCACUGCAUGUGCUGUCGUCGUUCUGCUUUUACAAUGCUGAUGCGACGACAUCAUUGUCGCCGCUGUGGCCGCGUUGUCUGCUAUGCCUGCUCCGCACAGCGCAUGGUCAUUCCAGAGCUCUAUGGUGAUGUGGAGGUACGCGUCUGCAACGAUUGCUGUGUCCCGGUCGCUGCAGAGAAACCGUUGCAUGUCAAUGAAACGGCGACAAUUGUGGCACGUGCACCCUCAAAUCCUUCCGAUUCCUACAAGUGGCGUCUAAGCGGCAUCAUUACCCACGACAAGCUGCUGCGCGAGGAGUUCUGCUACGAGCAUGCGCCCAGCGUGGCUCUUAGUUUGUCCAUAUUGAGGCAUCAUCUGGAUCAGCGUCAGUGUGUGGAUCUAUUACUAUUCCACUGUCGCAAGCUGGAGAAGCUCAUAGUGCCCAAUCCGGAGGUAGACUACCAAUUAGUUGCCAAAAUGAUGAACUGUCUUGCAUUGGCAGCGAAGGUUCGUGGAGCGCCCGGCGAGUUUGAGAACAUACGCGAGCACUCGGAGAUCAUUAUGGCCGUGGUGCAGCAGGGCUGCGAAUCCUUGAUACCAGCCGGAUCAUUAAACAAUCACAGUAUGCGCAAAUUAGCCGAUGCUUUAGUUGAGGCGGAGCACUGGAAACUAGCGCUGGAGGUGCACCUUAAAUGGGGAUUUGCUACCACUGGUGUAAUGGCGGCCCAUGGCUUGGCUUGUUUGCGCGCCGGAUGCUAUGAUGCAGCGCGUGAAAAAUUUGGGCAUUGCAUGGCGCGUUUGUCGACCGAGGAGCAGAACAGUCACAUCUACAAGGAAAUAUUUGACAAGGAUUUGCCAGCCUUAGUGUCACAGACUGACACGCCCACACACAUGCCAAAGAAACGUCCACAACGUGGACCUGCCCUGCUACAGGAAAUACUCCAGCUAAUUGCUGCAAUGCCACAGGCACAACCACAGCCAGAGACACUUCAGCGUGCGUCGCUAAUCCGCAACUCGAAUACAUCGUUGGCGUCCCUCUUCUCGCGACGCCGGGAGCCGUACGUGGUGCAGACACCACUACAAGAGCCGGCGCUUAAUGUGAUCAAUGCGCUAGCCAAUCUGAAGCACAUUGCCAAGGGACACUAUGGGGAAGCGACAAUGAAAUGCGGCACUGAGGAAAAUCGUCAGACGCGCUCUUUUGAGGAAUCUUUGCAUUAUGUGCUAACUUAUGGCAGCCAUACGGACAUUCUGCAGUUUCUCAUGCAGCACGAUGAGCUGCGUGCGGCACUGCGCUACUGGCUGCAUCAGCAGCUGGAGGCGGAGCUUUUCAUCCUACAUAUAUUCCAUGUCUCACUGGCCGGUGGUCGCUUACCUGCGCUGAUUGACGAACUGCUGCAAUUGGAUACCGAUGCACAGUUAAAUUCGUGGCGUGUGCCGCUGUUGCAGACCUGCAGAUUUCUGGAGCAGCAGCAGCAGCUUAAUUCACUGUAUCAACUGCAGCUGUUACUCAAGGAUCCGGUGCGAGCGAGCAUGACUUGCGUCAAGUUUUAUUCGCUGCACUGCGAAAACUUUCAGAAGCUGCAUGCGAAUGCUCAACACUUGGUUUCAGCUCACAUGCACCUGCAGAGCGAGCUGGACCUGGCUGAGUGGGAUCAUUUGCAGCGCGAGCAAAAACAGUCGGGUUCCAGACGUGUCAGUGUUGCGAGUUUUAAUGCAAGCACAACUUGUUUUGCUAUGCAACUGGAUGCACGUGCUCUGAAUGGUCAUAUCAAUACGAUACGACGCCAAAUGGAGUUGGCCAAGUUUCUGGCACAGUGCGAACGAGAACAGGCGUCGGUGAGCGGAUCGCUUUGCACGCUGCAAAUUCUGAAACAGAUACGAUUAGAGGCGCCGCGCGGCACUUUGCCCACUUUAUUUGAUGGCGCUGCAGACAAGAUUCAGCUGUGCAUUCUGGUGCUGCUCUGCGGCAAGAAUAUAGACGAAGGCUUUGGCCUGGCCUACGGCAUUAUGCAGGACUACAAGUUGGCACCGAUGAAAGUGUUUGGCGCCACUGCCAAAUAUUUGGCGAAAAACGAAAGGCUGAGCGAGGUGGAUCGUCUGCUUGACUGCAUAGCCAGCAAUAAUGGGAGCAGCACCGCUUCGGAGUCCGAUGAGCUGCUUUCGAUUGCCGUCAAUGCUGCUGUUAAUAGCAACGAGCCGGAGACUAAGCAGACGUUGGACAAGUUGGUCAAGCGCAUUGGAAACAUAGAACUGCGCAUAUCGUCCUAUAUUUUUAUUGGUCAACUUAAAUCGGCAUAUUUGCUGGCCAACAAGAAUGAGCGUUUGACAGACAUACGGAAAAUCUUGAGACAGGCGGAGAUGACCAAUCAAAUUCAUAUUAAAAAACUGUGUGAGAAGAAAUUGAACAUAAAUUCAAGUCCAAUGUCGCCAACGCCACUGUGAUAACAUAUUCAAUCAGGCAAUAUAUAAAUUCUGAUGAUGGUA
This is a messenger RNA of Drosophila grimshawi, 7293 nucleotides long. RefSeq names its product zinc finger FYVE domain-containing protein 26 homolog (gene Sptz). Gene Ontology annotation, biological process: regulation of cytokinesis; mitotic cytokinesis; double-strand break repair via homologous recombination. Gene Ontology annotation, molecular function: metal ion binding; phosphatidylinositol-3-phosphate binding. The transcript has 7 exons. NCBI's taxonomy places the organism in Eukaryota, Metazoa, Arthropoda, Insecta, Diptera, Drosophilidae. Bases 379 to 7251 code for a protein of 2290 amino acids. The record is from RefSeq and is a predicted model, not a curated record. Gene Ontology annotation, cellular component: midbody; centrosome; lysosomal membrane.